UGGAAAUAAAACCUAUCGAGCGCCACCAGCUGGAUAAUAUUAGGUCGGCUAUGACAACGGAGUUCAUUGAUGCGUAAAAAUUGUAAACUAUCCAACUUUAAUGUUUGCCAAUGCUACGAGUCUGUUGUUAUUAAAGUAAAUAUACCUUGUUUAGCAUUCCGCCAUGGCAGCAAAAACAACAACGAGAGCAGUGAAAAAUGUGACACUUUCGCCAGCGUUUUCUAAAGGUAAAAGCAGCACAUUGAAGGAUGUUGAAACAGAAUACAUCAAAAAUCUUCAGCAACAAAUUUAUUUCUUGGAGCUUGAAGCCGAAUAUUUAAGACAACAAACAAAGUCUGCAACUGAUAUUCAUCCCAAGAUGACACAAGAAGCUGACAGGAUGAUGUUUAAAUUGAAGGACAUGCAAUCUGACUUGGACGGAAUGAAUUUGGAAAUUUCACGAAAAGAUUCAAAUAUUUCAAUGUUGACCAAUGAGAAGAAAAGAACAUCAGCUGAACUGAAAGCAUUAGAAGAUAAUUCACGAAGAGAGAAGUCUCUUUUCACCCAGGAAAUUAUUCAGUUGAAAAAAAUGAAAGAAGUUGCAGACCGAGAUAUUUCGUUGAAAGAUUCUGAGAUUGUUCGACUUCAACAACAACUUGAACGAGUUUCAGCAGAUCUUCGACACGAGAAACAUUCAAAGAAUUUGUUGCAGUCACAGCAUGAUCAAAGAGUUGCGCAACAUUCGGAAACCAUGUCACUUCUGGACACCAAGAGACAAGAAUGUUUACACAAGGAUUCUGAAAUGCAUUAUCUUGAAGAAAAGUUUAACACAAGCACCUUAGCUAUGCAAGAUAAAAUAACAAAGGAAUUAAAGAAUGAAAUUUUAAGCCUUAGAAGAGAAUUAAGAUCUGUUGAGUUGUCCAGGAACCAAGACAGAAUAAUAAAAGACAAGAUGGUUGAAAAUGUUAGCAAGCUAACUCAAGAAAAUGCUUCACUCCACACACAAGUGCUUGAUUUGGGGAAACAACUCGAUCAUCUGCAACUCAUGGCUGAUGAAAAGGAUUCACGUGCACAAGUUUACACAAACCAGAUGUCCCAAUUACGAGGUAGUGAACAAGUUCUCAACCAUGAAGUGAAAAAGUUGCGGGAAAUGUUGGAAUUUGAACGAAACAAGUUAAGCAAACUAGAAGCACAGAUGUUGGAAGCUCAAGACGGAAUGUCGAGUGCACACUUUCACUCGAGGUCAGUACAGAGCAGGCUGGAUGAAUUGAACGGUCGAUUCACGAAAGCUGAUGAUGAUAAUGUUCAACUGAGGAAAGAUAAACUUAUUCUUGUCGAACAUAUCGCUCAACAACAAAAACAGCUUGAUUUAAAGGAAGCUGAAAUACAUCGACUGGAAAGUCACAUAUACACACUACAAACCGAUAUUUCAAUGUUGACAACGGAAAUAGACAAGAGUAAGUCAAUGCAAACCAAACAUUGGAAUGAUCUUUCAAAGGCAGCUGAGAGUUUGAAAAUUAGACAGUAACUUCCAACUCUGGCUUAAACCCCAGGUUCCAUGGCGUGCCUACCUGUAGAACCUCACUUAUAUAAACGCAUACUGGAACACGAAUUUUAUAAUUUACCCAAAAGUAGAACAGUUUUAUAGUAUGUCUAAUAGUAUUUUGAUGUCAAAUUAUCAUGGUUGAAUCGUGCCUUCUGUUUUAUUAACCCCUUGCCAAAUUUAUUUUGCACUACAUUUUUACUGAAAUGUUUUUAUUCUUGAUAAAACG
Ciona intestinalis (vase tunicate) is the source of this 1751-nucleotide messenger RNA. The record is from RefSeq and is a predicted model, not a curated record. NCBI's taxonomy places the organism in Eukaryota, Metazoa, Chordata, Ascidiacea, Phlebobranchia, Cionidae.